Molecule: messenger RNA, 903 nt
Organism: Exophiala xenobiotica
Lineage: Eukaryota; Fungi; Ascomycota; Eurotiomycetes; Chaetothyriales; Herpotrichiellaceae
Exons: 4
Coding region: 1-903 (300 amino acids)
Biological process (GO): secondary metabolic process
Molecular function (GO): CoA-ligase activity
Source: RefSeq, a predicted model, not a curated record
AUGGUCCCGAGCGCACAUACUUCGGUGUUACGGAGCGGACAAACGAGUUAUGUACUUCGACGCUUUGAUUUGCCACGGUUCCUGGCUUCGAUUGAGAAAUACCGGAUUAACGAGGUGACCAUUGUGCCCCCUACCAUGGUGUCCAUGCUCGCCGCAUCUCUGACAUCCAAACACGAUCUUGGAUCACUGCGCGCCGUUCCUUGUGGCGCUGCGCGCUUGAUUAAGCUACACAAGCCCACGUACUAUCCAGAAGAUGAUGACACAGGCAGUGUUGGGCGAAUGAUCCCCAACCUCGAGGCAAAACUGUUGGACGACGAGGGAAGACCCGUCACAUGCUUUGGCCAGCCUGGCGAGCUGUGUCUACGUGGUCCCAAUGUCAUGAUGGGUUAUUUCGAAAACCCGUCCGCGAACGCCAUUACCUUUGAUGAUGAAGGCUUUCUACAUACCGGGGACAUAGCGUAUUGCGAUCAAGUGACACAACGAUGGUUUAUUGUUGACCGAAAAAAGGAACUCCUCAAAGUUCGUGGAUUUCAAGUGGCCCCGGCGGAGCUGGAAGGCGUGUUGUUGACACACCCUGACAUCGUCGACGCCGCAGUGAUCGGGGUGACCCCUCGUUCGGGUUCGGACGAGGACGAUGGUACCGAUGCACCGUUUGCAUACGUCGUUCGACGACGCGGUAAUAACCAACUUUCCGAGCAACAAGUCAAAGACUGGGUUGCGGACCGCUUGGCCAGUUACAAGAGGCUGGCGGGCGGAGUCCAAUUUUUGGAUAAGAUUCCGAAGAGUGCGACGGGCAAAAUCCUGAAGAAGGUUCUCAGGGAGGCGGCUGAGAAGCGUGUCAACGGACAGUUGCAAAGAUCCAAGACCUCAAUAUGGAAGGCGAGCUUUGCCUCAGUCCACUGA